GCGGCUCAUUUAGAGAAUGGCUGCGGCCGCAGCGGGCGGCUCUUCUUCAGCCGCCUCUGCCUCCGCCGCCACCGGCACCGGCUCGUCCUCCAAGCUUCCACCGACCUCGCCAACCCCCCGGGAGCACCCAGCGCCCCGCCAUCCUCCGCAGCUGAGGAAGCGGGGCGACUCCCGCCGCCGACAGGCCGCCCUCUUUUUCCUCAACAACAUCUCGUUGGAUGGCCGGCCCCCCAGCCUCUUCCCUGGCGGCGAGAAGCCCCCGCCUCAGACUCAGGAUGAGAGCGCGUCCGGGCAGGCGGCGGCGGCGGCCGGGGAGUCCCCCGCCGGGCACCCGCUGCCUCCCUCUGCCGUCGGGCCGUCCCGUCCCGGGGCCCCCAACGGGCCUCCCCCAGCCCCGGCCCUGCUCUUGCAGCUGCCCAAGGACAGUCCCCUGCCGCCGGCCCGCGGCGAAGCCGAGCCCCCGGGCCCCCGAAGCGGCGUCUUUCUGCCCCAGCUGCUGCUGCUUGGGGGUCAGCUGGGCUCGCCCGGCCCGCUCACCGCGCCCCCCUCCGCCGCCGCCGGGGCCGCAGCCGCCGCGGGUAUGUCGGUGCUGGGGGGCAAGGGCGCCCCCCCAACCCCGCAGGGGCUCCUCAGCCCCACGCAGACCAGCAGCGGCUUCACCUUGGAGGUCCAGCGGCAAAGAAGGCGUUUUAUCUCCCAGCGCUGUUCUCUAGAAUUUUUAGAAGACAUAGUGGAAUAUGCCACUGUACAAAGGACCAAACACAUAUCUGGAUCACCAAGACACAAAGGCUUGAAGAAGACUCAUUUUAUUAAGAACAUGAGACAGUAUGACACAAAAAAUAGCAGGAUAGUUCUGAUUUGUGCUAAAAGGUCCUUGUGUGCAGCGUUUUCUAUUUUGCCUUAUGGAGAAAGCAUUCGGAUCAGUGACAUGAAGGUAGAAAGCCAGAAACAGAGGCAUCCAUCUGGUGGGGUUUCAGUGUCUUCUGAGAUGGUCUUUGUAUUGGAAGGAGUUGAGCUUGGUGCUGAUGGAAAGGUAGUAUCUUAUGCAAAAUUUUUGUAUCCUACAAAUGCCCUUGUCACACAUAAGAGUGAUAAUCACGCUGCAGCAUCUCAGCCUCGAUCUAACGUUCCACGGACUCUGCCUGGGUCAAGAUACAAAUCUGCAACAGCUAAAUCUGUGCCAUCAGGCACAGAAUUAGGGAGUGAGACAGGUGAUUCAAUAGAAUAUAAUCCUAAUCUCCUUGAUGAUCCUCAGUGGCCCUGUGGGAAACACAAGCGUGUUCUUAUCUUUGCAUCAUAUAUGACCACCGUGAUAGAAUACGUGAAGCCUUCAGACCUUAAAAAGGACAUGAAUGAAACAUUUAAAGAGAAGUUUCCUCACAUCAAACUUACGCUGAGUAAAAUUAGAAGCUUAAAACGGGAAAUGAGGAAUCUCUCUGAAGAAUGCAACCUCGAACCAGUUACCGUGUCAAUGGCUUAUGUUUACUUUGAGAAGCUUGUCUUACAAGGCAAGCUAAACAAACAGAACCGCAAACUGUGCGCUGGCGCUUGUGUGCUCCUUGCAGCAAAGAUCAGCAGCGACCUCAGGAAGAACGAAGUCAAGCAGCUCAUUGAUAAGUUAGAAGAACGAUUCCGAUUCAACCGAAGAGAUCUAAUUGGAUUUGAAUUUACAGUGCUUGUGGCUCUGGAACUGGCCCUUUACCUUCCUGAGAACCAAGUUUUACCUCAUUAUAGACGUCUCACGCAGCAGUCGUAGCCAAAGCCAAGUUCUACCCAGUUGGCAGGAAGAUUUACAGAAUGCUUUGCUGCUGAAUGACUUCCACUUCCUACUAAUCUUUUGUGUGCCCCUAUUAUGUCACAGCUUUCAGUUACUUAAAAUGUGUGUUCUCAUAAUGGCAUAGUUGAGUAUUUGUUGGGUGAAAACAGGUUUAUUGGCACAGAAAGGAUUAUUUCCUUCAGACACUAAAGCACAAGUAAUUCAUGAUGUAGUUGUCACUGUGGCUGUUUAUUCUUCCUUUCAAAAGAUGUUAUGCUAUUGUUCCUUUGAAAGAUUUUUAUCUUGUUUUCUUACUUACUCAUCAUUACUUUCAUUCCAAAAUGUCAUACUUCAAAUGGUAUUUGAAAUUUUUCCUGCAUUUUUUUAUAUGAACACAAUGCAUUUUUUUUAUGUGCCUGAAACUGGUCUGGUACCAGUCUUUUUCUUGCGUAAGUUAUAAAUUCUUAAAUUAUACAAUAGCAUUUUAUGCUUACCUGCAUUUGCCUUGCAUUCAGAAAAGAAUUCCACAACUGCAUUAUCAUAACAAUGGGACAUGGAUUUCCAGAUCUUGAACAAUUGGUUCAUCGAUGAUUUAAUUACUCAUUUAAGCAUUAAUAUAUGGAUAAAGGGAUAGUUAAAAUUUUAGAAUGUUAAAUGUUGGGAAAUAUCUCAUCAUGCAGUCAUACUUGAGAAGUGCAUUGGCUGAAAGGGUGAUUUGCGGUUUCUGUCACUUCAGGAUGGUCUUUGCCAUUGUUUUAAGUACCAAAAGCAAAGUACCUUUUUGACUACUUUUUGCAUGCAGUUCUCUCAAGUGUCAGCAGUUAUAGUUUCUGCUAUCAAAUUAAGCCAAUGAAACAAGAUUUGAAGUUUUUUAAUUGUAUUUUUUCACUCGAAUUCUGUUCUUCCAAGCAUCAUGCCACUGUGAUGUUCCUCUUGAAACUGGCAUGUUGCUUAUCCAAACAGGCACUUGUAAGACUUGAGUACAAUGCUUGUAACUGUCAUGGGCAGGAAAAUGACAUAUAACUCAAGUACUAAACAAAUGUUUGGAUAAAAUUUGCAACACUUUGGUCCUACAGUAGUUACUUGCUGAUUAACAUUUUCUUUUUUCCUAAGCAAUAUUGUGAUUGAGAAAAUUGGUGUUCAUUUUGGUUUUUCCAAGCGAACAAAAAUAAUUGGAUUUUUUUGAUUAAGGAAUUUACUUAAGACCAACUUGAAUAACAUACCUUGCUCUGGAAGAGAGAGAGGGACAGUUGCUCUUUAAAGUACUGUAAACUUGUUUUGCCUGUUUGGGCUACAUUAAAUAUUGUACACAUAGUAUCAAAUUGUGUACACAAUUUUGUAAAGGCAUAGGUUAGACUUUAAUUGCUGCAAAUUUCAAAUAGUUGAUGUGUCUUACACAGUAUAUACUACAGUGAUGAUACCAACUGGUCAUAAACUUGUAUUUUAUGAAUUUGUAUGCAACACAUGAUCAGUAUUCAGGUCAAUCUUUAUCAAAUAUGUCUUUGAAAAAUUAACUUGCAUGAUAAACAUGUAAGCUGAGUUCCACACAGUUGAAAAGCAUGCUGACAUAUACAAGAACUGAAACAAGUUUCUUUAUGGGGAAAACCUUUUUAAAAACACUUGUUGCCAGUACUGUCUGGAAAUCAGGGCCAGGUUACCGGCCAAUCUUCAGUCCAAACAAUUUAGGCCUCUCAAGUACUGGUUGCUAUUGGGUAUAUUAGACAUUGUGGUAAAUUAACCCAGGUCCAAUCAAGCCUAAAUAUUUGAACAUAAUUAAAGGACUUGCACUCCUCACCAUCCCUUCCCAGUUUUGUCUUUUUUUUUCCCAAACAUGUCAUACUAGACUACUAGUCCCUUUGCCUAUUUUGUUUUUUUAACUAGCUCCCAGCCAUUUAAAGAUUUCUGUUUUCUACUGGGGUUAUGUUGCACCAUAUAACAAUUACAGGUAAUGAAUUAGUUUGACAGUUGCUAGGGGAGGCAGGGAUGGAGAUCAGCAUGAAACAGGUAUAUUUAUCAUCUUGUCCAUCAAAAUCGUUUUUUGCCUGACACAGUACUACCAAUAUAGCUACGAUAGCUUUGGAAUCAUCUACAGAUGAGUAUUAUUACGGAAGCUACAAAAAGUAUGAACUAUGCUAUGCUCAAAUACUCUUUAUGGGACAGUGUUUCAGUUUUUAAAUGAGCCAAUAACAAUCCUAUUUGUAUAAGCACCUUAAACUUAUUUUCCCCAUGAGGUUGUCCCUUUAUCCAUUUUACUAAGGAGCCAGCCUAAAAUUAUUAAAAGUUAUUACUUCAGUUUGGCUGGUCUAACUAUGAAAUUACAUGCACAGUACCUACUGGGCAUUGAGUCUUCUUAAAAAUAAGUUAUGCCAUUGAAAUCGUCUCAAAAGGGUACUUAUAAAAUACAUGUUAAGCACUGUAAGGGUAUGAUUCCCAAAUAUUUGCUCUAUGGUUUACAACAUAUACUUUAGGUACUUUCCUCUAAACAUUCUGUAUGGCCAAUAGUGAAACUGUUGGCAAAUACAGUAAUUUAAGUUUAACUGUGUGUAUAUAUGUGUAGUUUUCAAUUUUAGCUGCCAAAUCGGUUUUAUAUAACCUAUUUGGCUCAAAAGCCUUGUUAUAAUAAAUGUACCCUUUUUAGUAAUAUAAAAGCUGCCACUGUGUGGUAGCAAAGAAUUACUGCAACAAAGCCAAUAUUUAAACCAAAAUUAAGCCCUAAAACUUUUCAAGAAAAAAUGUUGGAAUGUUUGAGCUGUCUGUGUUUAAGUAUUUGGGUUUGUGGCUAUAAUAUGUAGUGCUGCUUUCUUUCAGCACAACUGCACUAGGUUAAUGUAAACUUGUGUAAACUAUUUAGUUUUAAAUGUCAUUGUAUUUGAGUCACUUGUAAUUGGUCUGUUUUCAAUAGUAAGAUGAUGAAUUUGUGAAAUUGAGAUGUGCUGUGAAAUAAAACUUGCUUUUGAUAUGUA
Phascolarctos cinereus (koala) is the source of this 4719-nucleotide messenger RNA. RefSeq names its product Cdk5 and Abl enzyme substrate 2 (gene CABLES2). NCBI's taxonomy places the organism in Eukaryota, Metazoa, Chordata, Mammalia, Diprotodontia, Phascolarctidae. The record is from RefSeq and is a predicted model, not a curated record. Gene Ontology annotation, biological process: regulation of cell cycle.